Molecule: messenger RNA, 2709 nt
Organism: Symphalangus syndactylus (siamang)
Lineage: Eukaryota; Metazoa; Chordata; Mammalia; Primates; Hylobatidae
Source: RefSeq, a predicted model, not a curated record
GGCCUGCGUCUCCGCCCCGAGCCCGGCCCGCCGCUCCCCGCCGCCCGGCCUCAGACGCCGCCCCCCGGGGCCGCCCCGUCAAGGUCACGCCGGCCGGGGGCGGACUCGGGACCCGGACUCGCCGCGGCUUCGCGCCGGGGGCCCUGGACGGGUGCCCGGGGUCUGGGGGGUCCUUGCGCCCCCGCCGCCGCCUCCCGGCUUCCCGUCCUGGGGGACCCUGAAGGAGAGCCUGAGGGGUCCGGGGGGCCCCUCCGCCGCCUCCAGACUUCCUGGUCGGGGGAACCCCGAACGACAACCUCGGGGAGGUGUCCUGGGGCGCUCCUGCCGCCGCUUUCCGAUUGCGCGUCCUGAGGGACCCCGAAUGGGAGCCAGAGGGGUUCGGGGGCCCCCGCCGCCGCUUCCCGGCCGUGGCGGCCCCGAACGGGAACUUGGGGGGGCCUGGGGCGCCCUCGUUGCCGCCUGUAGGCUUCCUGGCCUGGGGGACCCCGAAUGAGAACCUGAGGGAGUCUGCGGGGAGUCCGGGGCGCCCUGGCCGCCGCAUCCCGGCUUCCUGGCCGGGGGACCCCGAACUGUGGCCUGGGGGGUGGUCCGGGGCGCCCCCAGCGCGCGCCCAAACUUGGCGGGCGGCGCACGUGGCGAGCCGAGCCGAGGGUUCCGGUUCUGCCACCGCCCAACUUAUCCCACUCGGGGCUCCCGGCUCCCCGCUCCCAUCCCACCCCCCCAGAGUGGUAAGGUUGGGAGGAGUUCGCAAACCCAGGGCCCGGGGGGCUCGGGUCAGCCGGGGCCUGCUAUGUUUACGUUGCCUCGGCGCCUCCCCGCCGGGGGUGGGCUUGAGCUGCGGAAGGAAGAGUCAGCGCUUCCGAGGCGGCGAUGGGCCGGCGGAUCUUUGCUGAGCCGAGGCGUCCCCUCCCGUAGGAGCCUGACCUGCUCCGGACCCCGCCGGGCCGGGAAACCUCAUUUCGCUGUGCCCAGGGGCUCGGCUCCAUUCUUUGGUAGGAGCGGCUCCUGCAGCAGCGACGUUGUUUUAGAGUUGCAUUCUUCGGCAAAACAGUCUGGGUUGGGUUUCCUAGUGGUCUGGUGUAAAUGUCUCGGUGCCCUUAGCUUUGAGCAGCGCCCUGUGUUCUCAGCGCUGGGCUUGGCUAGUGCAAGACCGGUUGCUGCUAGAGGGUUGCCUUGGCAGGCCCCUCUCCCACCAGCUACAGGUCACACUUGUGGAUGGGAAAUGCGUUUUGUGGGUUCUCCCCCUCCCCAGACAAAACAAAAGAGCACCUUCCGUUGGAGAACCGUGAUGAAAGCACUUAGCCCCUGCCUUGCCCGUGCUGUGAGUUCUCUCCAGGCACUUUGACUUGGCAGGGUCCGUGUGCCUGUGUGGGAGACAUUGCAGGGAUGGGCCUGAGCAGGGAGUCCACCGGCCACGGGGGAUGGAGCCAUCGACUUUGGGGUGAGGCAGGGAAAGGGCUCCCAGAUCGGGUACCUGGGUUAGGUCCAUUCAAGCCGCGGGUGAACGUGGGCCUGUUCCACCCAAGCCGUGGCUGUGAGGAGGCUGGAGAGAGGUGAGGGCUCCUGCCCCUUCCCUCCCUGCAUGGACACCCUUGGGAAGUGGGGCAGCUGGGGCUGGAGGGGUCCCACCCACAGCACAGAUAGGCUUGCAGGCCACCCGGACGCCACGGGCUGCGUGGAGGAGGACUGGAGUGCAUGGACCCUGCUCUCCUCCUCGGCUACCGGGAGUGUCCACUGCUUUCUAAGUCAGACUCCGUGGGCAAGAAGUGUUGCCACAGCUGCACCUCGCAUGGGAGACCAGCUUCUGUUCUAUGUGGAGUCCAGGGUCUACUCUGACUUCCUUGCUGUGUGGAGUUGUUAUGUGGGUGAAGUGCUUGUGACCCUGCGAAGCGCCCUCCUGGCAGGUCCCCUGCAGGUGCGGUGGGUGCCACGCGGGAGGGUGCUGAGCUUGGAUGGAAGCAGGCCUUCUCUGCAGCAGAUGGCGGCUCUCAGGACGCCAUGGGUCUGUGGUGUCCCUUAUCCACUGGGGGGGCUCGGCAGCCUGAGGAGCUGCCUCUUCCUGAUGCAGAGCCCUCACUGCUCACUGCCAUGGAGGAGGCAGGAGAUCCCGCCGGACCCCGCUUGGAGGGCUGGGCCUGGCGCGCGCGUGGGUGCGGGGUCAACGCCUCAGGAGACUUGGAGCUCGGCAGCCCCCUGUUCUGGGACACUUGUGGCCGUGCAGCUGCUGCCCUGGGAAGGGAAAGCAGGCAGGAUGGGAGAGUCGCCAAUAGAACCACCUCUUCCCUGCCUCCUGGGUUUGGGGGAAGCUUGAAUGACAUCUAAGGCCCCGUGCCUGGAUCUAGACUUCUACAUUCUUUUUCCUGGUUAUAAAAUACUUGCAAAAGCUGUAGGAAAGUGAGCCUGUGUCCCACUCGGCAGCAGCGCAGGUGAGCGUGGCCUGUCGCAGGAACUCGUCACUUGCUGCGCUUGAGGUCGGCGUGCGGCUCUGUGGCACAGUCCUCUCCCCAUGGCAAGGCUUGGGAUCAUCUUUCAUGUCUGCAGACAGCAUGGGCGAGGCUGACUCGCCAUUGCUGUGAGCUUUGUGUGCUGUCACGUGCACAAGCACGUUCGCGUAAACUGCUUCUGUGGCUUGAAUUAAGACCAGCUUGGCUCGGAUGGGAGCGUUUCUAAGGUGAGCACUGUCUUGAUCCUGAAUGUUUUCUCAUUGAA